CUCAUUGGCUGGCCGAGAGCUUCCCUGGGGCUGGACCUCCCGGAGGGCGCCACAGCGGCCGCUCUAGCCGCCGUCCGGUGGUUUGGCCGUCCUCUUUUGGCUGCGAGCCUCUAUGGUGUCGGCGGCGACAUGUGGCGCCUCCGGGGACUCCUGGGCCGAGCUCUUCCUUGUCUGCUAGGACCUGGCCUCCGGGGGGUGACCCCCAAAUCCACCAGUUCAGAUGGGAUUCAGGCUGCCUCCUCCACUCUGCUGGUCCCUGUGCCAAACUUUGACAGGUCAGGCCGCCAUGGCCCAGGCCCAGGCACAAGCAGGGGCCCAAGGUACCAUGGAUGGAAGGAUGCCUUUCAGUGGAUGUCUGGCCGUGUCUCCCCGAACACCUUGUGGGAUGCCGUAUCGUGGGGCACUCUGGCCGUGCUGGCCCUGCAGCUGGCCAGGCAGAUCCACUUCCAGGUAUCCCUGCCAACAGGACCUCGGCGAGUGGAGCGUGGCUCUUGGCACGGCCCCCUGGACUGUUUCCUCUUAUCUCCCUUGUGGCAUCCUCGCUCCUCAGUGCGGAGACACAUUCUCCCCACGCCUGACAGCCCAGCUCCCAGGCACACUGGCCUCAGGGAACCCAGGCUGGGCCAGGAAGAGCCCUCCACUGAGCCCGAGAGCCUCUCCUCACACAGCUCCUUGAGAGCAGCUGGUCUUCAGGAUCCCUCUGAGGAAGAUUCCGUUCCCAGUGAUAUCAGCUUCCUGCAUGCCAGCAGUAGCUUCAGCACCAAGGCAAAACGAGCCCAGCCUCAGCCCACUGGUGUAAAGCAGGAACAAGAUAAAUCAAAAACGCUUUCCCUCGAAGAGGCUGUGACUUCCAUUCAGCAGCUCUUCCAGCUCAGUGUUUCCAUCGCUUUCAACUUCCUGGGAACAGAGAACAUGAAGAAUGGAGACUACACGGCGGCCUUUUCCUACUUCCAGAAAGCAGCAGAGCGUGGCUACAGCAAAGCACAGUACAACGUGGGCUUGUGUCACGAGCAUGGCAGAGGCACUCCCAGGGACCUCAGCAAGGCAGCCUUUUGUUACCAGUUGGCUGCCACCCAGGGCCACAGCCUGGCUCAGUACCGCUAUGCUAGGUGCUUGCUGCAAGACCCAGCCUCCUUGUGGGACUCUGAGCGGCAGAGGGCAGUGUCCAUGCUAAAGCAGGCUGCAGAUUCAGGCUUGAGAGAGGCCCAAGCUUUCCUCGGGGUGCUUUUCACCAAGGAGCCAUACCUGGAUGAACAGAGAGCUGUGAAAUAUCUUUGGCUUGCAGCCAACAAUGGGGACUCUCAGAGCAGGUACCACUUGGGAAUUUGCUAUGAGAAGGGCCUUGGCGUGCAGAGGAACCUGGGAGAGGCGGUGAGGUGUUACCAGCAGGCAGCGGCGCUGGGGAAUGAGCCUGCCCGGGAGAGGCUGCGGACCCUCUUUUCCGCGGAGGCAGCAGCCCCGGGGCCCAGCAGCCUGGCAGUUACAGGAUUGAAGUCCUUCUCCAGCCCUGCCCUGUGUAGCCUGAACACCCUGUUGGCAGGAGCCUCCCGCCUCCCACACGCCUCGAGCACAGGAAACCUUGGCCUCCUCUGUAGAAGUGGGCAUCUUGGAGCCAGCCCCAGAGUCCCCAGCAGAGCUAGCCCUUCACACCCCAACCCCUUGGAAAGGAGUCUUGUCAGACUGGGUUUUGGCUAAGACCUUCUCUCGCCAGCCCUAAAGAUGGAGCCUGUGGGUUCUCAGAGAGGUGCCACAACUUGAAUCACAAAGAGGAGGCCAGUUAUUCCCAAAGAACCUUAAGUACGUGCCUCAACACAGUAAAGAAGAGGAAAGUGUGUGAAGACCUAGGUUCUGGCCAUGUCCCCUUGAAGCAGUGAGUAGCCUGACUCACGGCAUUGUUUCCUCAGUUGUAGACCAAGGGCAACGGUGUCUGCCCUUGCUCUGCUGAUGUGGGCAUUUCAUUGCAGAAAGGACCUUGGUGCUUACAUGGCCCGAGGAAGCAGAGUGAUGACCAUAGUUGCAUGGCUUUAUGAAUCACCAGGCCAGGAGAGGAUCCAGGCCUCCUGACUCCUGGCCCAGGACUCUUUUGCACCAUUCACACUGUAAUUUUAUGUGAACGUGUUGUUGUUCUGCCAAUGGGAGGGAGUAACGGCAGAUUGAGCACCUGGACUCGUGGGGCAGGAGAGUGUAGGUUCUGAGAUCUUCGUUUGUGAAGGGUGUGCCAGAAAUGGAUGGGAGCUUAAUAAAACAGACAUGGAAUUAUC
Molecule: messenger RNA, 2261 nt
Organism: Rhinolophus ferrumequinum (greater horseshoe bat)
Lineage: Eukaryota; Metazoa; Chordata; Mammalia; Chiroptera; Rhinolophidae
Gene: DELE1
Product: DAP3 binding cell death enhancer 1
Exons: 13
Coding region: 130-1695 (521 amino acids)
Molecular function (GO): protein binding
Source: RefSeq, a predicted model, not a curated record